AUGGAUACUCCGCCGGAAAAAGAUUGGAUCCAGCUGGACAGUGGUCAGGCACGAAACGGACUUGGCCUCGUGUCAUCCAAAACUUCAGAAAGACUGAAUCAAGUCGACCGUAUCCGUGCUAAUGGGGUUGGCGACCAUAUUGCGCUUCCCCAACUGGUUGUCUGUGGUGACCAAUCAGCAGGCAAAAGCUCUGUCUUAGAGGGAAUCAGUGGAAUCCCCUUCCCUCGUCAAGACGGAGUUUGUACUCGGUUUGCCACGGAAAUUAUACUUCGCCAUGAGCUAAAAUAUCGCCGGAAUACCGCAACUAUUAUCCCUCAUAUCUCCCGCUCCGAAGAUGAGAGGGCUAGGUUGAGCGCCUUCCACCGCGAGGUCACUGACAUCGCGCAGUUGCCUGGCAUUAUCGAUGAAGCGGCAAGACUCAUGGGCGUUCAAGGAGCGAAUGAGUUGGCUGAUGCUCCAACGUUUGCCGCUGAUGUACUUCGUUUGGAAGUUGUCGGGGAUACUGGCCUGCAUCUGACCCUUGUUGACCUACCUGGGCUGAUUUCUGUGUCUGAAAACGAGGACGACCUGCAGCUUGUCAAUGAUCUCGUGAACUCCUAUUUAGAAAACUCGCGGACAAUUAUCCUUGCCGUGGUCCCCGCAAGCAGCGACGUGGAUACCCAGAGCAUCAUCCAACGUGCUCGACGUUACGACAAGGAUGGCCUCCGGACUGUUGGAAUCAUCACCAAACCAGAUCUUAUCAAUGAUGGCACUGAGGCACGUGUUGCUAGAUUAGCCAACAACGCUGACAGGACGAAGCUGAAACUCGGAUUCUUCCUUCUGAGAAACCCUCGCCCUCUUGAUUUGGAGAAGGGCAUAACUAUGAUUGAGCGCCGGAAGAUGGAGGCGGACUUCUUUGCGAAUCAGCCUUGGAACAAGCUUGGACUCGAUCCUUCGCGUGUCGGCAUCGAUAACCUUCGGGUCUUUAUGCAAGACCUCCUUGAUCGACACAUUGAGCGCGAACUGCCGAAGGUUCGAAAGGAUGUGGCUCAACUGCUUAAUGAGAUCAAUAAGGAGCUGAUGGAUCUCGGGACUCAACGAACGUCGCCUGCGCAGAUACGUAUGUACCUGACUCGCAUUGGUACUGAUUUCCAAAACCUCGUGAGGGCUGGAGUUGAAGGAUUAUACGGUAACCGAGACGCGUUCUUUGAUGAAAUCAACGGCGAAAAAGACUAUCAUCGCCUUAGAGCCGCUGUCCACAUGGCAAACGGGCGGUUUGCCAACUAUAUGAGACAACAUGGACAGAAACGCAAAAUUGUUUCGGCUGAGGGUCAGGAAGGUACGGAUUCGGACACCGGCCAGAUCCUCGUAACUGAGGAGCAAAUGUCAGCGUGGAUCAAAAAUAUUUAUGAUCGCACCCGUGGCCGAGAACUUCCUGGGAAUUAUAACCAUGCGCUACUUGGUGAACUAUUCCAUGAGCAGUCGUCUCGCUGGGCGGAUAUUGCUCGCGAACAUGUCACUACCAUCGCAGAUCUUGUGUCUCGAUUCAUCCAGGCGGCCUCGGAAUUUGUGAUAAAGGAUCCCAGUGCCCGGGACAACAUUUUGCGUAUUAUCGUCGCCAAACUGGACGAGAAUGCUGAAUGCGCAUUCCAUGAACUGUGCAAGUUGUUAGAUGACGAGGCUGGAUGUCCUAUCACUUACAACCAUUACUACACGGAUAACGUGCAAAAGGCGCGCAACAAACGUUCGAGGCAAGACCUUGGCACUUCGCUCAAUAAUGCUAUCAACAAAGACUGGAACGGUCGUUUUCAUGUUGCUAUGAAAACCUUUGUAGACAAUGUCUGCCGCCAAGUCAUUGAGAGACACAUCCUAGCAAAGCUUCCAGCUGUUUUCAGCGCAAUGACUGUUGCUACCUUUUCAGAUGAAGAUCUUGUCCACUUGGCUGCUGAAUCACCUAAGCUGAGCAGGCGCCGGACCGAGGCCAUUCAGCUGCAAGAGGCAUUGGAGGACAGCCUUCGUGAUUUGCGUUGA
Molecule: messenger RNA, 2010 nt
Organism: Aspergillus oryzae RIB40
Lineage: Eukaryota; Fungi; Ascomycota; Eurotiomycetes; Eurotiales; Aspergillaceae
Product: putative dynamin GTPase
Exons: 3
Coding region: 1-2010 (669 amino acids)
Cellular component (GO): microtubule; cytoplasm; membrane
Molecular function (GO): GTPase activity; GTP binding; microtubule binding
Source: RefSeq, a predicted model, not a curated record